Messenger RNA from Effrenium voratum, 277 nucleotides. The record is from the annotation of a GenBank genome assembly. Lineage: Eukaryota; Dinophyceae; Suessiales; Symbiodiniaceae.
GCCCAAUCAAGUCUUGAGCUCACAGAUGCAGCACGCCAUGAAGCGCCAGCGCACCACCGCGGACCCGUCCCUAAGCGUGGGGCAGAUGCAGCGCGCCUUGGAAGACGGCCUGAACACCUGGCUCGAGAAGACGGAAGCCUUGUUCGCAGCCCUCCUCGAAGUUGCGCCCACAGCAGUUGUGGCCCCGACUAAGCUCCGCGGCGCCUUGGAGGCCAUCGCGCAGCGCUGGAAGCUAUUUACGGAGAAGAUGAGUUUGCGCGACAACCUCGACCACGCA